GCUCCCCAGAAUAAAGAAAUCCAGGACACUAGCAAAGAACGACCCAAAGAUCCAAAACAUGGCUGUGUUGCUGCAAGUGACAGUGAAACCGAUCAUGCAUCAACGGCGCAACGAGCAAUUGGAAAAAGAAAUACGCGAACAGAGCGAAGACAAAACAAAUUAAACAAUAAGCAAGUUAGCGGAACUAAUGACGUUGAUAAAUUCAAAGGCCAUGGAAAUUCAGGCUUCAAAACUAAACCCAGUUGCAGCGUACAGCAGGAAAGUAAUCCCCAUUUAAAUGGUAGUGACGAAAGAAUUGAUGAUAGAACCGUAGAACGGUGGUAG
Molecule: messenger RNA, 324 nt
Organism: Paramuricea clavata
Lineage: Eukaryota; Metazoa; Cnidaria; Anthozoa; Malacalcyonacea; Plexauridae
Source: the annotation of a GenBank genome assembly